AUGCGGAAAAGUGCUAGGCUUUCGGCAGGGGAUUUGGAUGGCCACUUAAGCCGAAAACAAGUCGGUCCGGGUGCAGGAAACGUCUACUACAAACAAUUGGGCAAUGCAGGAAGCAUUAACAAUCAGGGGGCAGUGAACAACCAAGCAGCUCGAGCCGUGAAAGACGGAACAGGGCUGGGGAGCGCCAACGUGCAACAGGAGAACUCACAGACGCAAACAGCAUCUGCAAACCCCGUCACAACCACUGUUCAGGUCGACGCUGCAACCUCCACUACAGCUUUCACUGGUUCUGCUGCAGCCCUUCCAGCUGCCUCUAUUCUAGCACCAGGGCCGAAACCUGUGGUUAAAGAAUUCCACGAUCCCUUGGCUUGCGAAUGGGACUUGGCUUUACACUGGAAUUUCACAUCUGACGAGCCGUUAAACGUGCCAGCGGGAAUUGACGAGGAGGAUGCUGGCGUGAAAAUCGGCCGUCACGAAAUUCUCAUCCGGCCGAACCCGUCACCCGACCCCCGUCAGCUGGUCGUGAGCCAAUCGCUGUUGAGACUGCUCCAGGAGAACGAACGGCUGAGAUUGCUCGCGCAGGAGGACGGAAGGCUGACGUCGCACCCUCGCCGCGUUAUAGUCAUCACGCCGACCUACAAGCGAACUUUCCAACAGCUACACAUGCUAGGGUUGAUCAACUCCCUAAAACGGGUACAAGCACCGCUACUUUGGGUAGUGAUCGAAGCGACCAAGACGGAAGAAACCGCACGGCUUAUCGCGAAGGCUACUAGCGGGGCGGAGAAUCCCGAGGUGGAAAUCGCGCAUCUAGGCGUGGAGGAGGAAAUGCCCGAGGAUUGGGACGAGCGGGUUCUGCUGGAGCAACGGAUGAGAGUCGUGGGACUAAGGUACGUUCGGGAGCACAGGCUCGACGGCAUCGUGGUCUUCGCAGACGACAGCUCGGUCUUCUCCCCGAAAUUCCUUGCCGAGGCUCAGCGCGUGCCCUGGUUCGGCGCAGGUUCUGUAGGCGUGCUGCUGCCGGUCGGGUUCCCCCAGCUUUUUGGCGUCAGUGGCGUGAAUGGUGGUGUUCGGAUUGCUGAGGCAGCGACAACGGCGGGGAUGGGGUUAGCGGUAGGAGGGGGAGCAGCAGAGAGUGGGGGAGGCGGAGGGGCAGGGAAAGAGACGGGCGGAGCAGCGGGAGCGGGUGGCGGAGCGGGUGGGGGAGCGGGUGGGGGGGCGCGGGGGGAAGAGCGCAAAGAUCAAGAAACAGCGAAACUGGAUUUAUCGGCGGGUGGUGAGGAUAGAGGAGGAAUGCAGCAGACGCAGCAAGGGGAGGAGCUUCCUGAUUGGGUGCGAGGCUGGGAGGAAUGGGGCCCUGAGCUGGAACGAGGUCUGGGAGGAGGCUCGGAAGGAGGCUCGGAAGAAGAUGCGGAAGGAGGUUCGGUGGCAGGUUCGGGAGCGGAGGGGCGGCUGUUUGACCUGCUAGGCGCGGUGGUGCGGGAUGAGAGGGAGGUUCGGCUGAUUGGCCAAUGCGGACGGCGCGUGCUUGUGUGGUGGUGGAGGGCUGAGGCGCGGCAAGACAGCAAGUUCCCCGCAGAGUGGUGGAGUUAA
This is a messenger RNA of Closterium sp. Yama58-4, 1590 nucleotides long. Lineage: Eukaryota; Viridiplantae; Streptophyta; Zygnematophyceae; Desmidiales; Closteriaceae. The record is from the annotation of a GenBank genome assembly.